Molecule: messenger RNA, 1272 nt
Organism: Dibothriocephalus latus
Lineage: Eukaryota; Metazoa; Platyhelminthes; Cestoda; Diphyllobothriidea; Diphyllobothriidae
Source: the annotation of a GenBank genome assembly
UUAAAGGGUUGUCCCGAACCUCCACGACCUCCCUUAUCUGACACAGAACUACGACUGUAUAUGGACAAUCUAGGACGAAUCGUUCAAUUCAAUGAAUUGUGCCACAGUGUCUACCUGGGCGGUGUAGAACCUAGUCUUCGCAAGGUCGUUUGGCGCCUUCUGCUCAACGUGUAUCCUCCAGAAAUGACUGGUCGCGAGAGGAUCGCUUUGAUGGCCGGUAAAAUUGCGAAAUACAAAUCUAUGAAAGAGGCAUGGAAAAAAACUUACAAAGAGGGUCGACUCACCCAGGCGCAAAUUCAAGCAAUCUCGCUCGCCAGCGUCGAUGUUGUCCGUACGGAUCGCAGCCAUCGUUUCUAUUCGCUCGAUUCAGACGGUUCAAAAAUUCGUCAACUUUUCGACAUUCUGGCCACAUACGCAAUCUACCAUCCGAGUAUCGGUUACCACCAAGGCAUGUCCAACCUAGCCAGUCCACUCCUCUUUGUGCAAGACAAUGAAGGCGCUGCGUACAUUUGCUUCUGUGCCUUGAUGCAGCGACUGGGUAAAAAGUUUUGUCCACAAAACCAACUCCUCACCAUUGUGCAGAUGCAGCACUUGCAUGACCUCCUUGUCUUUACUGACUGGGAACUGGCCCAGUUUUUGCGGCUGCAUAAUUUGGGCAACAUGUUCUUCACCGAGCGUUGGCUCCUCCUGGAGUUGGUUCGCGAAUUCGCCUUCGAGGACGCCCUCUACGUUUUAGAGGUGCAGUGGGCUUCUCUGAACAUAAUCGCCAGUCAGGGUGAGUCGCCAGAGCUAACUGUCACUCAGAGAGGCUACUUUGUACUCUCGGAGGAUGCAGCAUCCGUCUUCCUGGCCUCAGAACCCUUGCCAACACCGAAGAAUGGCACGAGGACUGCCGCCUACUUAUCCAACGGGGUGCAGAGCAAAACAUCUGCGGUGGAACGGCGCAGACGACGCUGGUCCUCGACCACUGAGGGUGAUCCCAUACACAUGAAGGAUUGGGUCGUGGAACUGCCGCCGCCCGACCAGCUGGGCCGUGGGAACCCCUUCCUUCUCUUCAUUUGCGUCUCCAUCCUCCUGGAGUAUCGGGAACGUAUCUUGGCGGAGGUGCAUGAGGCCAGUGACCUGUUUCAUCUCUUCCAACAAAUGACUAGACAGCACAACCAAAUUAGUAUUGUCAAUCGCGCUCGCACCCUGUUCGAUGCUUACCUGCGGAAUCAGGAAGCUAAGCGACAGAAACUGGCCGAACAGACAGAACUUACUUUCUUGCGUUGA